AUGGCAAGGGCUCUAAUCGUUGCUAGCCACCAGCGUCUACGCAAAUACAAAGUUGUUAUUGAGCAGAAGAAAAGCGAGUGUGCUGGCAUUCUCGGUGAUUCCAUCACUGAAGACCUUGCUGAGACAAUCGCUGCGCUGGCACAACUAAGACAAGCCAGGAAGCGAGUUAUCUUGGAUCGGAAGCUGAAUAAGCUACGACCACCCGACACGGGAAGCUCAAACUUGGUACAUAACCUCUCCUCCAAGCAACUAACUGAAAGGCAACAACGAGUGGUCCAGCAUGAAGCGUGUUUUAACACCGCUGAUGCUGACCCUGUCGAUUUCAUUGUAGCCGUAGAAGCCAUACUUGUGAGGACUGAAACAACAGACGAAAAUAAAACACUGUCCGAAAACGGGUCACCUUCUUGCUGA
Molecule: messenger RNA, 411 nt
Organism: Dibothriocephalus latus
Lineage: Eukaryota; Metazoa; Platyhelminthes; Cestoda; Diphyllobothriidea; Diphyllobothriidae
Source: the annotation of a GenBank genome assembly